Molecule: messenger RNA, 3819 nt
Organism: Canis lupus familiaris (dog)
Lineage: Eukaryota; Metazoa; Chordata; Mammalia; Carnivora; Canidae
Gene: CCDC80
Product: coiled-coil domain containing 80
Exons: 8
Coding region: 876-3659 (927 amino acids)
Source: RefSeq, a predicted model, not a curated record
UCAAAACUUUCCCCCACCCCAAAGCACAGCCCUCUCCUUCCCCACGGAGUCCACUCUCAACGUGCUGAAGUGGGAAGGAGGUGGUGUUUUGCUGAUCUGUUAAAUUCUUAGCGAAGUUUCCUUGAUUUCCAGCGGCUGCUGUUGUUGGGAGUUUGGUUUGGAUCAAAACUGAGGUUGUCCUGGCAUUUCUGGGACCGAGUCCAGGCAAGAGGAAGAAGAAAAAGAAGGAGAAGGAAAAGAAGAGGAAAGAAAGAAAGAAAAAAAAAAAGGUGGAGAGACGUAAAGGAGGGGACAAGCGCAGGAAAAGAAAAAAAAGUCCUUUUUCAACAUCACAUUCCUGUGUUUUCCCUCAGCCUGGAAAACAUAUUAAUCCCAGUGCUUUCACGCUCGGAAACAAAGGGACUCAGCCAGACUGUGGGGGAAAGGGUGAUAAGAAGGAUCCUGGAACUCUAAAGAGAGAGAGAGCAAGAUUGAGGAGUAGCUGGGACUCCACUCUCAGGGGCCCCUGCGUCGCCGGCACAGGGGACUGGCACACACAGCCACUCGGGACGAGCAGAAACUACAGACAAAUGGAGAUGCAAAGCCUCGCAAGGACAGCUCCUUUCCCCUCAUCCUACUUGUCAAGAAGGUGAAAAGACAGCCAGGGGAAAGAGGAAAGCAGCUCGGCCGGGGUCAGGACAGGCGGUGGCCGGUGGCGCCUUUGGGAGCCGGAGCUGCCCGCACCCCCCUUUGUGCUGCUGAGCCUGAGCCGGGCUGCGGAGAAGGAGGCUUGGGAGGAAGAGGAUCUCAUGUAGGAGACCGUCCUGGGACCACGCCUGGGAUUGCCUUUUAAACCCUCUGCAUUCCAUCUCCAUGAGCCACAACCGGAUUGCACAAUGACAUGGACAACGGCACUCAGCUUUGCCAUGCUGGUGGCAGUGUGGCUGGUGUGCGGCUCCGAACCCCACCUCCCUGCCGCGAAGAGGGGGAGCCACGGGGCGCGGGGAGCACCCCUGGUGUCCCCAGCCCCCAGAAGGCCGGCCCGGCUUCUGAGGCACGCGGGGAGGUCCCGGGGGAUCGGGAGAGGCGCCCUGGAGGAGCCGAGCCUCCCGCCCCCCCUAAGGAGGAGGGGUGUGCCGGUGCCCAGGGCGGCGCCCCCCGCGCCCCCCGCGCCGCCGCGCAUCAGCGGGGCCCCCGCGAGGCCUAAGCAGAGACCAGGGGCCCCCAGGUCUCCCCGGGACAUGAUCCGAGACGAGGGGACCUCGGCUCGCUCGAGGCCCUUGCGUUGGCCCGCGGGGUCCGGCUCGCCCAACGUCCUGGCCAGCUUUGCGGGCAAGAGCAGGGUGUGGGUCAUCUCGGCCCCUCACGCCUCCGAGGGCUACUACCGGCUCAUGAUGAGCCUGCUGAAGGACGACGUGUACUGCGAGCUGGCGGAGAGGCACAUCCAGCAGAUCGUGCUGUUCCACCGCGCGGGCGACGAGGGGGGCAAGGUGCGCAGGAUCGGCAGCGACGGCCGCGUGCGGGAGCAGCGCCUGGAGCCGGGCCUCGUGCCCAAGCUGAUGAGCUUCCUGCAGCUGGAGCACGGCAAGUUCGGCAUGGUGCUGCUGCGCAAGACGCUGCAGGUGGAGGAGCGCUACCCGUACCCCGUCCGGCUGGAGGCCCUGUACGAGCUCAUCGACCAGGGCCCCGUCCGCAGGCUGGAGAAGAUCCGGCAGAAGGGCUUCGUGCAGAAAUGCAAGGCCUCCGGGGUCGAGGGCCAGGUGCUGCAGGAGGACGGCAGCGACGGCGGCGGCGGAGCGGGCAAGCAGGGCCGCGCGCCGGGGCCGCCCUCCAGGGCCGGCCGGCCCACCGCGCCCCCCGCCCCCGCCCCGACCCCGACCCCGACCCCGACCCCCAGGGCCGCCACCCCGCCUCCCGCCGCAGCCCCCGGCCGCCCGGCGAGCCCCACGGCCCCGCCCGCCACGCAGAGGCCCGGGACCCCCAGGGCGCCCCCGUCCUCCGCCGCCCCGCACGGCCUCUCCCCGCAGCCGCGGAGGGAGAGGCCGCAGGGCGCCCGCAGGCCCGGCAAGGCGGGCGGCUCGGAGAGCCUGGCCGCGCCCCCCCCCACGGCGCCCGGGCAGGGGCAGGGGCAGGGGCAGGGGCAGGAGCACGGGCAGGGGCACGGGCAGGGGCAGGGGCAGGGGCAGGCCGCGCGCGCCCGGGACAACCGCACCGACCGGCGGGAGCACGGCCCCCGGGGCCCCGAGGGCGGGCCCGCGCACCCCAAGCCCGCCAAGGGCAAGGCCGCCCCGAAGAAAGGCCAGGACAGAACCGGGAGCAACGAGUACGAGAGUAAGUAUGACCCCGGCAGGCCCGGCGCCUCUCAGCGGGACCCCGAGCUGCGGGGGGGCGACGGCCGCGCUCCCAAGGCCAAGGCCAGGGAGGCCAAAAAGCACGAGAAGCUCGAGAAGCUCGAGAAGCUCGAGAAGCCCGAGAAGGAGAAGAGGAAGAAGCUGAAAAGCGAGAAGGCAGACAAGUUGCUCAAGGCGAAGAAGGAAAAGGCUGAGAAAAAGAGCCGGCAGGAGAAGGAGAAGAGCAAGAAGAAAAAGGCAGGUAAAACGGAGCAGGAGGGCUACCUGACGCCCACGGCGCAGCACGUGGCGCACAGUCCCGGGAAGUCGGUGACCCACCUGCUGGGGUCCUUUGAAGGCAAGCGGAGGCUGCUCCUGAUCACGGCUCCGAAGGCUGAGAACAACAUGUAUGUGCAGCAGCGAGAUGAGUAUCUGGAAAGUUUCUGCAAGAUGGCCACCAGGAAGAUCUCUGUGAUCACCAUCUUCGGCCCUUUCAACAACAGCACCAUGAAAAUCGACCACUUCCAGCUAGAUAAUGAAAAACCCAUGCGAGUGGUGGAUGAUGAGGAUUUGGUAGACCAGCAUCUCAUUGGUGAGCUGAGGAAAGAGUAUGGAAUGACCUACAAUGACUUCUUCAUGGUGCUCACAGAUGUGGACCUGAGAGUCAAGCAAUACUAUGAGGUACCUAUCUCGAUGAAGUCUGUGUUUGAUUUGAUCGAUACAUUCCAGUCCCGAAUCAAAGACAUGGAAAAGCAGAAGAAGGAAGGCAUUGUUUGCAAGGAAGACAAGAAGCAGUCAUUGGAGAACUUCUUAUCCAGGUUCCGAUGGAGGAGGCGGUUGCUGGUGAUCUCUGCCCCUAAUGAUGAAGACUGGGCCUAUUCACAGCAGCUCUCAGCCCUCAGUGGCCAGGCCUGCAAUUUUGGUCUGCGCCACAUAACCAUUCUGAAGCUUUUAGGGGUUGGAGAGGAAGUUGGGGGAGUGUUAGAACUAUUCCCAAUUAAUGGGAGUUCUGUUGUGGAGCGAGAAGACAUACCAGCCCAUUUGGUGAAAGAUAUCCGGAACUAUUUUCAAGUGAGCCCAGAGUACUUCUCCAUGCUUCUAGUUGGAAAAGAUGGAAAUGUCAAAUCCUGGUAUCCUUCCCCAAUGUGGUCCAUGGUGAUUGUGUAUGACUUAAUUGAUUCGAUGCAACUCCGGAGACAGGAAAUGGCCAUUCAGCAAUCACUGGGGAUGCGCUGCCCAGAAGACGAGUACGCAGGCUACGGUUACCAUAGCUACCACCAAGGAUACCAGGAUGGUUACCAGGAUGACUACCGUCAUCAUGAGAGUUACCACCAUGGAUACCCUUACUGAACAGAAAUACGUAACCUUAGCCCCAGCCAGUUUCCCCUGCAGCUGUUAAAGCCACAAGUGGCCAGCUACGUAAAGAAGUUUUUCCACACUGCCUACAUUCCUUGCCUUUUUCUUUCCGUGUUCUUCCAAAAUUAAAUAAAUAGCAAACUUUUGUCUACUC